Molecule: messenger RNA, 2691 nt
Organism: Esox lucius (northern pike)
Lineage: Eukaryota; Metazoa; Chordata; Actinopteri; Esociformes; Esocidae
Product: dysbindin
Exons: 4
Coding region: 432-1070 (212 amino acids)
Biological process (GO): negative regulation of protein kinase activity
Cellular component (GO): cytoplasm
Source: RefSeq, a predicted model, not a curated record
UCUACGACACCCUGCACCACCUUACUAGCUCUGCAAAAAAGAGAGCAAAUAAGAGAAAGAUUAAAAGAGUUGCUAAACUAGAUAGGAAGAGGAGGUCAGAGAGAAAAGGAAAACAAGGGGUUCCCUCAAAGGAAUAUCUUUCAUGUUCUUUUUUUCCUUUUACACAUUUUGAAAGGAUCUACAGACUAGAUGACCGUGUUUCAUACACCUUCGAUUCAUGAUCUAGGACUCUGACAGGACUGGAAGCACACACCCUCAUACACACGCACACUAUUUCCAUCUUCAUAGAUCUCUUUCUCUCUUUCACACACACCCUCAUACACACGCACUCUAUUUUCAUCUUCAUAGCUCUCUUUCUCUCUUUCACACACACCCUUAUACACACACAGGGGAAGACGUUCUCCUUCACUGCACUGCCUCUCGAUUGGAACAUGUCCAAGUCCUCGUCUGGGUCGACCAAUCACAAAAAGCGUUUGUCAUCGGAGACGGACAACUCUCAGAAGGUGUUGGACAAUGAUUCGACCCAGCAUUUGAAGCUACGUGAGAGACAACGCUACUUUGAAGACGUGUACCAGCAUGAUAUGGAAUUCCUCCUGUCUUCAUCCCACCUGUACACUGACUGCACGAAACCUCCUAUGGGCAGCAUCUCUUCCAUGGAGGUGAAUGUAGACAUGCUGGAGCAAAUGGACCUCAUGGACAUCUCUGACCAAGAAGCACUGGAUGUGUUCCUCAACUCUGAAGCCGAUGACAGCCCAUUGGACUCCCCUUUACGAGAGAUAGAAGAUGAAGACGAUGAUGAGGAAGACGAAAGCAAAGAGGUGGUUUACAGGGAACGUAUGCCAAUAUGUCAACAUAUCGUCAGUGACCUGUCCAAAUCUCGUAUGUUUUCAACUUCUUCCGGUUCGAGUGACAUCAGCAGAUGUGCGACCGAGACCCCUGUGGUCCAAUCAGAUGAUGAGGAGGUUCAUGCUGACACCUUGCUACUGACAUCUGUGCUUCGAACAAACGAUGAAGAGACAGAGGAAGAGGCGGCGAAAGAGGAGACUGGAAUGUCUGCUCCGUUGUCAUAGAGAUACAAGUCAAAGUUGAAUGUGGUCAGAGACAACAAGGUGAAGGGUAAACAGACUGAUUCAGAGAUCCAUACAUAUCUACUAUCAUCACUCUGUCAUUCCAUGUUAGCUUACGAAUGCUCCCGGACCUCCCUGUGGGAAACCCCUAGCAUGGACAAAUCUUGUAAUGGUUUUGUGUUGUUAUUCCCUACGUGACUAUGAAACAGAAUGAUGAUGCUUAAUUGUUCUAACUUGGCACUAACUAUAUAAUACAUAAUCUGUUCUAUUUGUUUUUGCUUCAGAACAUUCUAGUCAUUGAGGUUCCAAGAUUAAGUUCACCACACCUGUCAUCAAUGUUGGGGAUAUAUACAUCUAAGUUUUAAAAAGAACAAGAAAGGCAAGUUUGGUUUCAAAAUGCUGUAACCCAAAACUGGAUAUUAAUUCUUGAAUUUUCAGUGGAGCCGCACAUACAUUUUUUGUUUUAAAACAAAUGUGUUUGGUUACUAUUUGCAUUCAUUUUUCUAAUUUCAAUAAUAGGACCAAUCUACCUUGUUCUGAUAGGGAUCUAAACCAAACAAAAAAUAUUUGUUUGCCCCUUUGUGCUGAGAACCUGGUUUAGCCUAUCGAUUGCAAAUAUGUGUGGUGCAACGCAAAAGCUAUUUAAAAGGAGAGGAAAUAAUAUAUUUUCCAAGGGAGUAAAAGUAAUUUGUUGCUUUCGAAGUAAUAAGUAAUGUUAUACAUUGCUUUCUGAGUAACGUCCCCAACUCUGACUGUUAUUCACAAAAUAUUAUUGUCAGAAGGAGGAAUUAAGUCAGAUGUAUAGUACAUAUUUGUCAGACAAAAAAACCUGAGUACUUUAAUUAAAGAAACUAAAUACUAGCUGGUUCAAACCUACCCAUUUAUUUUAGUAUAUAUUCAAACACCUCAUCUAACAGACAUUUAGUCUUAAGAAUUUUGUCUUGAGUCUGAAGUAUAUUUACUAUCAUUUUCCUCUGUACAUUAAAACUUAAACCUCUUCUAAUCUAGAAAAAAAUAUUACAAAUAUAUUGUGAUUUUAUUACUUAUUCUGAUUUUUUUGGGGUGGAAAUUGUUGUGACUGCUCAGUAAUAUGCUGAUAAUUAUGGGAAGUUUAAUGACUCAGUCAUUCACUUCUACAUAUUUCUAUGGUCACCAAUCCCAAAUUCUUGUUCUAUUACUUGUUUAAUUGCCUCAGGAUGAGGUUACUUGAGAGAUGUCUGAAAAACACAAACAAUCUGGUUUUACUGCUUUGGUUUCAUCUUAACACAUCUUUCUAACACACCUUGGAAUUCAAAAUUAAUAGUUAAACAUUAUGAGUGUCAAAUUAUCGUGUCUUCUCCUCCACUGUGACAUGAGUUAGGAUUGCACAAGGGCAACACCCACUCAGAAUCACACAGGUAACAGUGAAGACAAAAUAAGCUAUCUACACUUAAAAAAGUUAUUAGUUACCACAAAUCAUUUGAGUUACUCAACUCAUAGUAUUUCAGUGAUAAUAAAUAAAAUAAUUAGAUUACCAUUCUUAUAACUUCUCUUUUUAUAACACAACAAAGUAUGCAUCCAUGCAUUCGUUUUGGGUCAGGAUAGACACACACAUUUGCUGGCUACAACAUAGAGUAGUUACGUU